This is a messenger RNA of Cuscuta campestris, 1008 nucleotides long. Lineage: Eukaryota; Viridiplantae; Streptophyta; Magnoliopsida; Solanales; Convolvulaceae. The record is from the annotation of a GenBank genome assembly.
CUUCAUCUUUGGUGGGUUCUAAUCCUUCUGCUCAUUUGUGUUGUCUAUAAAAAAACCAUGUGUCCGCCAUUGUUGACUUCCAAAGCUUUGAAUUCAAAAACCCACACUCGUUUCUUUGACUCUUGAGAAUUCCAGUCUUCAUUUUCUUGGUCAGGUUUGGAAUCUUCAAUGAUCCUUCAUUCUUAUUAACUCCCACAUUCUUGGGCUUCGAAAAUGGCCAUUGAGAUUUGUUCUCGGGAUUCGAGCCCGAGAAUGUCAUUUUCCGGUGAUGUUUCGGCACCGGGGGAGCCACGGGAGAUCCGGUCGAGUUCUCCGGCGAGCCCAGAGUUCAAUUUCUGCGUUUCCCGGGAGACCUGCGAGUCUUCGUCGGCGGACGAGCUUUUCUCCGACGGCAAGAUUCUCCCAAUUCCGAUCAAGAGAAAAAUGGGUCCGCAAAAAAAGCUUCUCCCGCCGCCGCCGCCGCCGCCGGAAAAACAGAGCUCGGCGCCGCGGAAGUUGGGGCGGAGUUGGAGUGUGAGCUUUGGGAAGGGAAAUAUGUGUCCAUUGCCGCUAUUGUGGCGGAGCAAUUCUACAGGAACAUCUAAUUACUCCGCCAUUAAAAGAUCAAAUUACAGGAAAGUUUCUUCGUCCUCCGCAACUACAGGGCAUCGUCAUCACAAGCCGCCGUUGAAGAAAUUUAUGAAUAACAGUGGGAUCGGAGUGAAUCCGGUACUGAAUAUUCUCCCCCCGGCAAGGCUCUUUUGUUUAAGUUCCAUUUUUAGUGGUGGCAAGGAUAAGAAUACCAAGUGAUGAUUUCUAUUGGGCUCUGCUGGAGGGAUCCAAACUUGUAAUCCCACGUUCACAUAUACGAAAUACUCCCUCCGUCCCCCUAAGAUAUUCUCAUUUUAACUUUAUGUGAUUUUUAAAGAGAGUUGAAAAAAGGUGAAAGUUUACCAUAACACCCUUAAUGAAAAUGGGUGGAGUGUAUUAAAUGAGGUGGGUGAGGUGUAAUAAAUAAAGUAAGUGGGG